Molecule: messenger RNA, 755 nt
Organism: Macrosteles quadrilineatus (aster leafhopper)
Lineage: Eukaryota; Metazoa; Arthropoda; Insecta; Hemiptera; Cicadellidae
Exons: 5
Coding region: 38-652 (204 amino acids)
Source: RefSeq, a predicted model, not a curated record
AGGCUUUCCUCCAGAAAAUUAAAAAACGCUGAGGUCCAUGGCUUACCACACCCUAUUGAUAGAAUGUGUGGUGGUGAGCAGCCUACUAACUCUCAGUGGCUCCAGUCCGUCAUCUCAGUUUGACGACCAGUUCGAUCCCUUUGAUGACAGUUUUUAUGAGCCUGGACCCCCUUACCUCGGUGACAUAGUCAAGAAUGUCCCCCGAGUUGGACGUAGAAAUGACUUCUUUCUCAAGGCAGCCAAAUCUGUUCCGAGGAUUGGCCGCAGGGACGCGACUGAAGAGGUAAACCCGCCUCAGAUUACCAAGAACUUACCAAGAAUCGGGAGAAGGAACGAUUUCUUUUUGAAGGCUGCUAAAUCCGUUCCCAGAAUUGGAAGGAGGAACGAUUUCUUCCUCAAAGCUGCUAAGUCUGUACCACGAAUUGGCCGAAGGGAAGAUAGAUUGGACAAACGAGGAGCUCUCACAAACGCUAUGGAGGGAGGAGAGAUGUCGGCAUGGCCUUGGUUCCGAAACCCUGAACUAAUGCCACGAGCAUUCAAGAGGAGUGAAGCUUUCCAUGGGCCAGAGCAAGAGAGGGACCAUGGUUUAGUGUUUUACAAAAUCGAUUUGCACAGAGAAGUAGAAGAACCAAGAUUCCAAGCAGAGGUGUGAUACAUAUCUUCAGUAGUAAACCAAAUUAUUUAUUGCAACUGUCCGUUAUAUAUUUGUUAUAUUUGUCAGUUAAUGAGGCCAUUAGUUAAGUAAAAUAUCUAAA